AUUUAGAAUUCAUUAGCCUAGUCCGAAUCGUACAGGAUUACUACCUCCUUCUUCCCUCCCUCAUGCUCUGAGGCUCCAAUUCAUUAUUCCUCUCACUCGCCGAUUGACGAGGUUUGAUCGUACGAAAGAUGGCGGGUUCCAUGACGAGCCCACUCGUUCGCGGCUCAGUGAUGAAUCGGAGCGCCAGCUGAUUCACGAGCUCGGAUUUGUUCUCUCUCGUGAGUUGACCGUCAACCAAACUCGUCUGUUCGUUUUUCUAUAUGUCGUUAUUGUUCUCUUCCCGGCUCCGGAUUCUUUUGUUACGAUUUCCCCAAAUUUGUCUCAGUUUUGGUUUUUCUGCGAGAAUCUUGUCGAGAUUGCCCUCUUGGUAAAGAGCAAGGGCUAGGGUUUUAUUCGAUCUGGAUUCAUUAAGAUGCGGGUUUCUCUUUAUGGAAUUUGCGGGAUAGGGUUUCUGAUUGGGGGUUUCCGAUUAUGCUGUGCAAAGCAGCUUGGAGAUCCGAGUUUUGCUCAGUAAUGGAAUAAGUAAGGUUGUUCGUCUGGGAAACAAUAGAGCUAAUUUAUUCUGUUUCUAAAGUUUCUGGAGAGGUUGUAAUAUUGGGUUCCGGAAUUCGUGAUGAGUGAGGAGAUACCGGACACGAUGAACCUGGAUUUGAACCUGGGUCCUGCUCCUGAGUCAGGUUUACAGCCGACGCCAAAUGAUGUUGUGAGUUUGGCGGAUUGGAUCAACGAAUCUUCUGAGAGAGCCUCUGAAGCUGUGACAAGGAUUAGGACACGACAUCGGUCACGUUUCAGACAGCUCAAUCUUCCUAUACUUGCUGAGACCCAGAGCCUGGCGAUAGAACUGAACCAACUGAUGGGCAGUUCCGCAAAUGGAGCUGCCUUGCAGACUGGCGAGGACAGUAUCGCCGCUGAGGCGAGAGGCAACGAUGACUCGAAAACGUGCGAGAAUGGGAAUGGAGUGAUAGAGGACAGUUUCUCGGAGAAGAAAGGGGAUAACGAGAAGAGCAAUGGCAGCGAUGGGGCUUUUUUUGACUGUAAUAUAUGUUUGGACUUGGCCAAAGAACCGGUCGUCACUUGUUGUGGCCACCUCUUUUGCUGGCCCUGUCUUUACCAGUGGUUGCAAAUCUCAGAUGCAAAGGAAUGUCCAGUUUGCAAAGGGGAGGUGACCCAGAAAACCGUGACACCGAUUUAUGGUAGAGGGAACCAUAGAAGAGAGUCUGAAGAGAAUCCAGAUACUAAGAUCCCUAUGAGACCCCAUGCCCGCCGAAUUGAGAGUUUGAGGCAGACUCUUCAAAGGUCGCCAUUUAUCAUACCCAUGGAAGAGAUGAUUAGACGUAUACAGGGUAGAUUCGACAGGGACUCAACCCUAAUCCCGGAUUUUAGUAACCGCGAAGCGUCAGAAAGAGUGCAUGAACGUGCCAGUUCAAUUCUUAACCGGUUUAUGACAUCUAGAGGAAUUAGAGGAGAACAGAACUCGGCCAGUGUUGCUGCUGCCGCUGCACCAUCAGAUGAAAUUGAUCUCAACCCGAGUGUCGCCCCCGACCUUGAAGGGGAACCCCCGAGGUUCCAUCCUCUGUUGAUCAGGAGACAGUUGCAAUCGCACAGAGUUGCGAGAAUCUCACCGUUCUCUUCUGCAUUCGGAUCAGUGGUCGACGCCUACGUGAGGUAUCAUCCAUUAGGGGGAAACCAAGAGCAGAACCACCCUCCUGUUGUUGUUGAUGACAGAGAUUCUUUCUCAAGCAUUGCAGCUGUUAUAAACUCGGAGAGUCAGAUCGAUGCAUUGGAGAUCGACUCUAUGGCCCUUUCGACCUCGUCUUCGAGAAGGAGGAACGAGAACACUUCGAGGGUUUCGGAUGUAGACAGUGUAGAUUCUCGUCCGCCGAGGAGGAGGAGGUUGACCUAGAAGAAGACAACGCGAGCUUUCCAUUUAUCCGCAGCAAGUUUCGCCUUGGUGACACAGACGUUAGCAGACUUGCAGGGGUCGAUAUGAUGUAAGACUGUAAUUUUUUUUAAAAUAUUGUUCUCUUUGCUCGGUUUUGGUGUUUCUGGGUUUUUUGAUAUUAGACCGAAUAUUGAAGGAGAAAUGUAUUCCGAUUGAAUUUGGUCGCAAUUUCGGUCCAUGGAGAGGGUGGGGGAGGAUAUCAUUAUCAGCUGUGUUGUAAGUUGUAACUGUUGUCAAGCUUAUAAUAAAAGGAUUAAGCCAUGGAAA
Molecule: messenger RNA, 2209 nt
Organism: Tarenaya hassleriana
Lineage: Eukaryota; Viridiplantae; Streptophyta; Magnoliopsida; Brassicales; Cleomaceae
Exons: 1
Coding region: 614-1903 (429 amino acids)
Biological process (GO): ubiquitin-dependent protein catabolic process
Cellular component (GO): endoplasmic reticulum
Molecular function (GO): ubiquitin-like protein conjugating enzyme binding; metal ion binding; ubiquitin protein ligase activity
Source: RefSeq, a predicted model, not a curated record